Molecule: messenger RNA, 1400 nt
Organism: Sinocyclocheilus grahami
Lineage: Eukaryota; Metazoa; Chordata; Actinopteri; Cypriniformes; Cyprinidae
Gene: arxb
Product: aristaless related homeobox b
Exons: 5
Coding region: 14-1240 (408 amino acids)
Biological process (GO): regulation of transcription by RNA polymerase II
Molecular function (GO): RNA polymerase II transcription regulatory region sequence-specific DNA binding; DNA-binding transcription factor activity, RNA polymerase II-specific
Source: RefSeq, a predicted model, not a curated record
UCUGUAAGACUUCAUGAAAGCCAGAGAUAUGAGCAACGAAGCAGAGGGGGAUAAUCCAGAUCAAACAAACAGCAAAUGUAAAUCACAUACUCUGUUGUCCUCGUACUGCAUCGACAGUAUUCUAGGAAGGAAAAGUCCCUUAAAAGUUCAAGCAACACCAAACCGUUUGUGGCCCCUUCAAGCAGACAUGCACCUGCCGCCGAAGCUCCGCCGCCCCUUCGCCCCGUUGACAGACUCCUCCAUUCACACAGACGCAAAUGAGGCAGGGGGCCCAAGACUGCUACACACAGCCUGUGGAAAAUUAAAAAUGACAGAGGCCUCGCUUGUAAACACCAGUCGUACCAGAUUGUAUCAGGAGCAUGCUUCUCUACAGUCAUGUAGAGACACAUCUUGUCCCACGCCAAUACCAGAGGAGGAAGAAACCGACAAUGAAAGACUAAGUAGAGAGACAACUGUGUCUUCGGGUCUAAUGGGACUGCAAGAACGAGAGGCAUAUUUGAAACACAGUGAGGAAACUACUUUAUCAGCGGGAAGUGACACUGAAGAUGGGAUGUUAAAACGAAAACAGAGGAGAUACCGGACCACAUUUACCAGCUAUCAGCUUGAGGAGCUGGAAAGAGCUUUUCAAAAGACUCAUUAUCCAGAUGUUUUCACAAGGGAGGAAUUAGCAAUGAGACUUGAUCUUACAGAAGCACGAGUGCAAGUCUGGUUCCAGAAUCGACGUGCAAAAUGGAGGAAAAGGGGAAAGGCGGGGGUCCAGUCACACACUCUGAGCCUACACUAUCCUGGAACCCCCCCUGCUGCACAGUCCUUGUGUCAUUACCUGAGUGGGAAUCCUUUUGUCCCAAGCCCACAUCCAGCUAUUGAUUCAUCUUGGCCUGCCCCACUCCAAAGACUUGCUCAGCCUCCCCCAAACCCUGCCUCCCCUCAUGGCUUCAGUGCUCUGUUAGGGGCGGCCAUGUUUAGACCGCACGCUUUCCUUAACCCCACUUUUGGAAGACUUUUUACAAGCUUAGGUCCAAUGGCACUGCAAAGGAUACCCCUUCCUGCCAUCGAGAGUCCAAUUCAACGCUCCCACCUCACCAACAACCUUCUCUCCUCUUCACCACCCUUACCUUCAUCUCCAACGGUGGACCUACGCGCUUCCAGCAUAGCAGCACUGCGUCUCAAAGCAAAGGAGCAUUCUGCUCAGCUGACUCACAUCACAGCUGCUGGAAUGGCUGGAAAAGAUGAGUGCUAAGACUCACUCUCACUUGAGAGAUGGCAAAAGACCAAAGUCAAGCAGAAGCAUUGAUAUCUGGAGAGUUAGGUGAUUAUUAAUAGAUACAUUAAUAGACACAUGUUCAGUUUCUGGAAGUUGAACUGUAGCAUUCUAAAGCUUUAUUGUUUGCUUAAUGUUG